Molecule: messenger RNA, 2615 nt
Organism: Aricia agestis (brown argus)
Lineage: Eukaryota; Metazoa; Arthropoda; Insecta; Lepidoptera; Lycaenidae
Gene: CPT2
Product: carnitine O-palmitoyltransferase 2, mitochondrial
Exons: 8
Coding region: 73-2037 (654 amino acids)
Biological process (GO): fatty acid beta-oxidation
Cellular component (GO): mitochondrion
Molecular function (GO): carnitine O-palmitoyltransferase activity
Source: RefSeq, a predicted model, not a curated record
UUUUAAAAUAGCUAUUAAGUUAAGUGCAAUUACUUUAAAAGGAGUAUAUUUUAAUUACAAUAUAUUAGCAUAAUGUUAACUAUUCAGACUUUGAAAAUAUGUGACGGUAUAGUUUUGAAAAAAUCAAACUUUCACCGGAAUUUCAGCAAGAAAGUGAAAAAUGUAAAGGAUUUCAACUAUCAAUAUCUCCAAAAAAGUAAAGUGCCGACUAUGCACUUUCAGAAGUCUCUACCUCGUUUGCCCAUACCAGAAUUGAGCAAGAGCAAAGAUCGCUUUUUGAAUGCUGUGCGACCUCUCAUGAACUCCGAUGAAUAUGCGAAGACUAUUCAAAUCGUGAAUAGCUUUGCUGACAAAGAGGGUAAAACUUUACAAGAAACAUUGAUAGCUAAAGAUAAAGCGAACAAACAUACCAGCUACAUAUCAGACUAUUGGUUCGAUUUGUACCUCAGGGACAGAGUGGCCUUGCCUAUUAACUACAAUCCACUUUUGGUCGUGCAAAAUGACACGAGACCCGAAUACAAUAAUCAACUUCUGAGAGCUUCUAAUUUGUUAGUGACUUCUUUAAGGUUUAUGCUUUCCCUUAGAGCUCAGUUGCUUAUCCCUGAGGUGUAUCAUUUAAAUCCCAAAAAGAGUAACACACCUUCAUUUUGGAAUGUAACUGGCUUCCUUCCUGAAAGUUUAUCAUGGUAUGGCGCCUACUUAUUCAAAGCUUUCCCAUUGGAUAUGAGUCAGUUUCCUGGACUAUUUAAUGCAUCUAGAAUACCAAAGAUCAAUAAAGAUGUUAUCUUCAGAGACCCAAAAUCGAAUCAUAUACUGAUACAAAAAAAUGGCAAUUUCUAUGUAUUUGAUGUAUUAGACUCUGAUGGAAACCUGCUUGCACCAACUGAGAUACUGGGUAACAUGGCUAAAAUUAUGAAUGAUAAUUCACCAAAAGCUGAAUUUCCUUUAGGAGUUUUGACUUGCCAGAACCGCAAUGAAUGGGCAAAACAGCGUGCACAUUUAGAAGAAACUGGCAAUGCUGAAGCAUUGAAGCUGAUUGAUUCAGCCAUAUUUAAUUUAGUUCUGGAUGAUGAGACAAUGGGGGACGACAAACAUAAACUUCUGAAACAUUACUUGCAUGGUGAUGGAGCUAAUAGAUGGUUUGAUAAAUCUAUCAGUUUAAUUGUGACCAAAGAUGGUGUGUCAGGUGUUAACUUUGAGCACUCUUGGGGAGACGGAGUCGCUGUUCUGAGGUACAUAGAAGACAUCUACGCAGAAACUGUCAAGAAGCCAUUUCUAACUCCAGAAUGUAAACCAUCUGAUAAAAAUAUAAGUGUCAAGAAGAUGGAAUUCAAAUUAGAUGAUAAAGCGAAACAUUUUGUCCAAAAAGCUACUAAGGAGUACAGUGAUUUUUACAACUCAUUAAGCAUAGAUUAUAUUUUAUACGAAGGACUAAACAAGGAUAGAAUAAAGAAGUUUAAAGUCAGUGGCGACUGUAUAAUGCAACUUGGUUUUCAGGCAGCUUAUCACCUCCUUUAUGGCAAAUACGUGGGCACAUACGAAUCAUGUAGCACGUCGGCAUUUAAACACGGCAGGACAGAAACAAUGCGGCCUUGCACAGAUAAGACAAAGGCAUUCUGUGAUGGACUUCAUACUAAAAGCAAAGCAGAGCUCCGUGCGCUGAUGCAGGAAUGUACUACUUACCAUUCAAUGUUGGUAAAAGAAGCGGCAAUGGGCCAAGGAUUUGACCGUCAUUUGUUUGCGCUGAUGAAAAUAGCUGAAGAUCACAAUUUACCCCGUCCAGAGCUCUUUGACUCAUACGCUUACAAGUACCUGAAUAAAUCUAUAUUGAGUACCAGUACAUUAUCCAGCCCAAAUAUGAUGGGUGGAGGAUUUGGUCCCGUCACCAAAGAAGGUUUUGGAAUUGCAUAUUCGGUGUUUCCCGACAAGGUAGGCGCGGCUGUAAUAAGCUACAAAGACCACAACAACAGCACACAUUUCGUGGAGGCCUUGAACAAAAUAUUUGUUGACAUAACAAACCUAUUGUCUGGAGAAUAGUUUUAUAUUGAUCUAAUAAGUAUAACAUAGAAACAUUUUACCUUUAAAGCAGUGGUACUUUUUUAAACACUAUUUGAACUUGGUGUCGCGGGCUGCAACGGACAUUAUUUAGGGUUAAAAAAAUAAUGUUCUUUAAAAUUUGCGAUUUGAAAGUGGAAAAAAAUUCACGAUUUUCACGACGACUUGCCGACGCCGACACCGGCAAAAUUGCACAAUUUUUCCGGUGGGCAUGAAAUUCUAAAUGGUAUAUUUAUACGCGGGCCACUGAUAAAGUCCCUGCAGGCUGCAUGUUGAGUAUAAUAGCUAGCUGCUUUAAAGUGUUAAUUUUUAUAAUAAAACAACAAAAAUAUUUAUUAUAUUUGCAUUUAUGAUUUACUUAAUAUACAAUGUACAACACACACGAAAGUAAAAUCUUAUUAAUGAUGUAAUUUUAUAAAAAAUAUAUAUGUUACAAAAGUAAGUGAUAAUACUUUAGGGUAUGUGUAUUGUGUAGCGCCCCAGCAUCACGAGAUAAUCCCCUUCCAAAGGAGAAAAAAAAAUUUGGUCUUUCAGCACUGCUAUUUUCACAGUGAACUCUC